Messenger RNA from Knipowitschia caucasica, 417 nucleotides. The record is from the annotation of a GenBank genome assembly. Lineage: Eukaryota; Metazoa; Chordata; Actinopteri; Gobiiformes; Gobiidae.
AUGGGACUCUCCUCCACCUCUCUCAAAGGACCCAGCCCACUGUUCAAUCAGCGCCUGAAAUCCUGCGUACCCCCGCACCGCAGCCCGACCCCGUCCCCUCUGCCCAUGGAAAAGGACCCUGAACCCGUCCCAGAGCCCUGUGAAUCGGUCGUCCCAGAAGUCAAAGUAGAAAACCAGAAGCGCUUCCUCAACUCGAGUCUGAAGAGGCCGAGGAAAAGGCCCGACGCCCCUGAAGGUCGAACUGCGGUGAAGGAGAGAAGGAGCAGGUGGUGGUCAAACCAGACCAGAGCCAGUCGCACCUCAGCGCCGAGACCCCCCGCAGCGCCUCCAGCCCCAGAGGAGGCAGACCUCACCAGGGAAGACAAAGAGGACAAAGAGGACAAGCCUGGACUCGGAAACAUUCAGCCAAAACCAUGA